Molecule: messenger RNA, 1155 nt
Organism: Arxiozyma heterogenica
Lineage: Eukaryota; Fungi; Ascomycota; Saccharomycetes; Saccharomycetales; Saccharomycetaceae
Gene: HIS5
Product: histidinol-phosphate transaminase
Exons: 1
Coding region: 1-1155 (384 amino acids)
Biological process (GO): L-histidine biosynthetic process
Molecular function (GO): L-histidinol-phosphate:2-oxoglutarate transaminase activity; pyridoxal phosphate binding
Source: RefSeq, a predicted model, not a curated record
AUGAGUUUUGAUUUGAAAAAGAUUGUCAGACCUAAAAUCUAUAAUUUGAAACCUUAUCGUUGUGCCAGAGAUGAUUUCACAGAAGGAAUUCUUUUAGAUGCAAAUGAGAAUGCAUGGGGUCCAACACAAAAAGAAUUAAAAGAUUCUACUUUAAACCGUUAUCCUGACCCACACCAAAUUGAAUUCAAAACUGCAUUAGCAAAUUAUAGAAACAAGACAUCAUCUUUUAAACAGAUUCCAGAUGUUUUACCGUUAACAGCAGAUAAUAUCUGUCUUGGUGUUGGGUCUGAUGAAAGUAUUGAUGCUAUCAUCAGGGCUACUUGUGUUCCAGCUAAGGAAAAAAUCUUAGUUAUGCCGCCAACUUAUUCAAUGUAUUCUGUCUGCGCGAAUAUUAAUGAUGUCGAUGUAAUUGAAUGCCCUUUGAUUGUUGGUGAUAAUAGUUUCCAAGUCAACGAGAUUAAAGCAGUGGAAAUAUUGAACAAUGAUCCUUCAAUAAAACUAACAUUUAUAACAUCCCCAGGUAAUCCAACAGGUGUCAAAAUCAACGUCCAAAAAAUUGAAUACAUUUUAAAAAAUUGGAAGAAUGGUCUUGUUGUUAUAGAUGAAGCUUAUAUAGAUUUCUGUGGAGGCUCUACUGCACCAUUAGUGACUAAAUAUCCAAAUUUAGUUACGUUACAAACUUUGUCAAAGUCUUUUGGUCUUGCAGGGAUCAGAUUAGGUAUGACUUUUGCUACAGCUGAUUUAGCAAGAGUUUUAAAUGCUAUGAAAGCCCCAUACAAUAUAUCUACCAUCACUGCUGAGCAUGGUAUAAAAGCAGUUCAAGAUCAUAAUCUAGAAUUAAUGGAAGUCAAUACCAAGACAUUAAACGAAGAAAAAAUUCGCCUUGUAAAAGAGCUAACUUCCAUACCUUAUGUGGAUGAUCAAUAUGUAGGUGGAUUGGAUGCUAAUUUCAUUUUAAUUAGAAUUAACAAAGGUGAUAAUGAAUUAGCAAAAAAGAUUUAUUUAACUUUGGCUACAAAAUGUGGCGUAGUGAUUAGAUUCAGAGGGAUGGAAUUGGGCUGUCAGGGAUGUCUAAGAGUAACAGUAGGGACGAGAGAAGAAAAUGAUAUUUUAAUCCAAAAAUUCAAAGAAACUGUACAAGAACUAGCCAAGUGA